AAUUGGCGAAUGCUAGCUAAUUUCUGGAAAAGGUGGUUGUUGGACGUGACAAAGUGAAACUGUAUGCAGGGGGGGUUCCAGGUGUCUGAAGCGGGGUGGUAUCACGUUUUGAUGGUGUUUUAGACCUGUAUUUGUAUGGCAAUCUAGGUCCUUGGCAAGUAUCCUUACCAACGAUGAUCCAAUAGCGAGAGCAUGGCUGAUUGAUCCUGGGCCUCGUGAAUUAAAGAGUUGGCGGUUGGGGUAGAGACCGGAGGGGAUUGUGACCGAACAGGAUAUUCAGCCGCAUAAUAUUAAGGCGAGCUGCAAACUGAAGGCUCGAGAGGUAAGGGGUUAUCUGGGAAAGAUGCCCCGGAUCAAAUGAAAAGCUUCAUCGCCGGUUUACGACUCACUUAUCUGCGUAGUGCCGCUGGCGGGCGCGAGGAGCUAGCCUUCGAUAUAAUAGGCGUAUUUCGUUUUCGUCUUCUCCCGCAUCUUGCUUAUGGCCCAGGCAAAAGCAACUCCCGCGCGGCGGGCAGCAUUCGGUAAUCGCCUCUCCGAGCUUACUACCAUAUUCAGUCCACCGUGCCCGGUGACAUGGCUGAUAACCACUACGAAAGUCCCGUCGCAAUAUCCACCGUUCCCGACGACCGGACCUACCUCCUGUGACCCCCCGUUCUGGGCAGAUAAUAUUGCGCAGAAAGGUUUCGGGUACUACUCGCCCGCUAUCUGCCCAAGUGGAUUUGUCGUAGGUUGCACUGCAAGCAAUGAUAGAUCGGGAGAAGGGUUUCCCGCUAUCACAGCUGGGGAGACGGCUAUGUACUGCGUUCCAAGCGGCUUUACUUGCACCUCGGAUACCACAGAUUUCCGCGGGGGCGUUUGGGGCUUCAUGCGUACAAAAUCAGCGAAUGGUUCUCCGGCUACCGUGGGACCGGCACUCCAGAUCCGCUGGCAGGAAAAAGACCUAAUCGAUCUCGCUACGGAUCCUUUAACUCGUGGUUCGGUUACAACCUCAACUAGUAUUCUUACACCGACGCCUGCUAGCUUCGCUUUGCCCGAAGCCACCACAUCUACUUCUAAGACGCUACCAGCUCAAGCAUCAUCGACGGACCUGCAAAUAACGUCACUCACCCCAACAACGGAGAUCGAAAUCAGCGAAUCGUCAAUAACUUCCGAACCGACUCCAACCACAACUAGGAAGGAAGAAUCGGCAAGCCUAUUAUCGGCAAGUCUAUUAUCGUCUCCGCUUACAAGUAAGUCAAUUACAACAUCGUCUAUCCAGCCUGGAGGCACGCCCGCCGCGGAUAACGGAGGCACUGCGGAUCGGAGCGGGGCCGAUGGAGAUGUUUCUAGCAGCGCUACCUCGAGCGCUAAUACGGCAGCUAUGGCAUUAUCUGGGAUUUUGAUCGGCAUUAUACUAGGGUACUUCGCAACAAUAAUAUUUCGUCGGUACCGCCGGUAUCGAGCGGGUAGAAUAGAGAGGUUCCUCCCUUUUGAUGUUAGUACUUUAGCGAGUCGAAUCUUUGCGAAGCGGAAGAACGGAUUGCCCUCGCAAGAGACUACAGUUAUACGACCACCUAGAUAUCUAGGUGCCGAGUUAGGUACAGAUGGACCGAUGCCGGAACUAGGCUCUGGGAGCCCUCUGGGUACGAAAGACAACCCAGCAGAAUUGGGUGUCGACAGUGCGAGAAAUAGCUGGGUGUCACGCGUAUCACGAAUAUUUACUGUAAAACUAAGAAAGGAGGUGUGGUCAGUUUGAUAGCUUACCUCAUUUUCAUAAGAAGUAACUUUCCGUAGCCUAUUAGUACGUAAAGGAAAGGUGUCUACGGGGCAAUCUGAGCUCCAUGUACUCGUCAUAUAAUAUAUAUUAACGAACACUGUACCGUGAUCCGGAGUUUAUGGGCCUUGGUGGAACAAUUAGGUAGAUCCCUACCUCACAGAUAACAACUACU
This is a messenger RNA of Daldinia loculata, 1928 nucleotides long. RefSeq lists its product as uncharacterized. The coding region runs from base 479 to 1735 and encodes 418 amino acids. The transcript is spliced from 2 exons. The record is from RefSeq and is a predicted model, not a curated record. NCBI's taxonomy places the organism in Eukaryota, Fungi, Ascomycota, Sordariomycetes, Xylariales, Hypoxylaceae.